This is a messenger RNA of Arachis ipaensis, 2075 nucleotides long. Lineage: Eukaryota; Viridiplantae; Streptophyta; Magnoliopsida; Fabales; Fabaceae. The record is from RefSeq and is a predicted model, not a curated record.
CAACUGAAGCAGAAAUCGCAGCUCAAAACCCCAAAAGAAAGAAAAAAAAAAUGGAGGAGGAGAGCACGCUGCAUCUCGAACUGCACAAGUUAUCUUGCGUCAACUCCGAUGAAACCAUGGACACCAUUCUCCGAAGCAUCUGGAAGACCCGCAAAACUGGUCUCCGUGGCGCCGAUAAGUCAAAAUUGCGGUCACUCCUUCACCUCUCUUCUCCCUCACAACUCGACCCUGUCUUGGCAUGCCUUCGCUCGCUUAUCCGAAAAUGCGCAUAUCAAAACUUUGCCAGCAAUGAGCUUGUGAAAUUGUUUCCUCCUGAUCUUCCACUAGACUUGCAAAGCAUUCUCCUAUUGUCCCUCCAAAAGAACCAAGAACAGUGGAAGGAAGAUAUAGCCCGAGAACAGGAUUUCUCUCCGAGGACAAGUGUUUCCUAUCAAGUAAGAGCAAAUGUCCCUCCAUCUUUUGCUUCACUGCGGUCUUCUGAGAUGCAGAUGUCACCAUCUCUGUGGCCACGCCAAGAUGAUUCUCUUGCCCAACUGAACCACAAUGAUUUUGGGAUUUCAGCAGCACUCGUUCCCAAUUUAGAUCUCUCUGGCCUGCCUGCAUGCUUCCAAUGUGACACCGCACCUGCUGAAAACUUGGGAAACCUUCCUUGCGUCAAAUCAAUGACUUGGACCAUGGAGAACCGUGGCUCUUCUCCUGCAGAUAGAGUGGCUAUAAUUAACCUCAAGCUGCAUGAUUAUAGCAAGUCCCCGUUAGGCGAAACAGAGGUGAAGUUUCAGCUCACAAAGGACACACUUGAGGCUAUGCUGAGAUCAAUGACAUACAUCAGUGAACAACUAAGUGCAGUUAGGACAUCUUCCGGACCAGCCAACAAGAAGCACAAGCAGUAGUUUCUUUUUUUUUUUUAGUGAUUAGUACUGUAGGUCAUAAGUCACAUUAUACCUAACAAUAGUAAGGAUAAUAUAUACUAAUGUAUCAUCCUUUUAGAUAGAGCAACAAUUAAGAAGGUGAAAAAAGUAGUAGCUAAUGAUCUAUAUAUGUUGUAAUGGCGCAUUUGACUCAAGAAUAUAAUGUUAGGGGUAAACAAAUAAGAGUAAAGUACCAACUCGGUCCCUGUCCAUUUUCCCAAAUGACAACGCGAUCCUUAACCAAAAAUACGAUCCAUUUCGGUCCCUAACCUUGUGCUCCGUCUGUCAACGCGGUCCUUCUGUCACUUUCACGGCUUAAACUUGACGGAAAUUGCUGACGUGUGUAGGCAAGUGGAUGACAUGGAUGACUUGGGUGGUUACGUGGAAGAUGGAAGCCCACGUGGCUAGGUGAAAUGGACAGGGGCCUAUCUGUCCUCGUCCACAACACACAAACGCCGUUGUUUUGAGGUUUCCAGGCGUCUUUAUUAGACGAGUCUGGUCGUCUCUCUCCCUUGUUUCGUGUAUAGAACUCAGAUCACCAUGAGCAAUAGCAGAGCAUGGGAGUGGAAGAGAUACGUCAAAUGAUGCGGAUAGGAGUAUUUCUGUGAGCUCCGUUGGCAGUGUUGGAGCGAGGAAGAAGAAAAGAUUCGUUGCACCAAAAUGCAAUUGUGGGAUUCAUGCAAUUCUAUUCAUGUCGUCAACAUAGUCAAACCUUAAUAGGCUAUUCUUUGGAUGCCCAUAUUUCAAGACUGCAGAAUCUCAUUGCAAAUAUUUUCUAUGGCUGGAUGAAUAUGUUUCACUGUUUGAAGAGGAGCAAAUAAAUGAUCAUAGUCUUCAUGGUCGGAAUCCAAAGCAAAAUCAUUUGUUGGAUGCAGCUGUUUCGAUGGAGGAGAAAGUAACUAAGCUAGAGGACAGAAUUUCUGGCUUAGAGUUGCAGAUGAAAAAUUCUAGGCAUGUUAAGUGUAUUAGGGGUUUUCGUUAUCCAUUGAUGGCUCUUGUGUUUGUCUUUAGAGUUGUAUUUGCAAAUUAUCUCCGAUAAAUUGGAUAGCAGAUAGUAGGUCUAUGAUGUUUUUGUUUUGGAAGUGCCUGUUGUUGAAAUAGUUGUAUCACCUAAUAGUGUAAAUUUGAUUUUAUUAAAUGGAAUAGUUGUGUUGGUUGUUUGGAAAA